Molecule: messenger RNA, 4262 nt
Organism: Sardina pilchardus (European sardine)
Lineage: Eukaryota; Metazoa; Chordata; Actinopteri; Clupeiformes; Clupeidae
Product: protein MTSS 2-like
Exons: 15
Coding region: 508-3021 (837 amino acids)
Biological process (GO): plasma membrane organization; cell projection assembly
Cellular component (GO): cytoplasmic side of plasma membrane; actin cytoskeleton
Molecular function (GO): phospholipid binding; actin binding
Source: RefSeq, a predicted model, not a curated record
GUCGCUUUCACGUUUCGGGGGUCGGAUUUCAGCUCUCCUGCUGUCUCAGGGCUUUUACAAUUGAGUCCUCUCUAACACCCAUAUCACAAGUGUUAGGACCAUAGAGCGCAGACGUGUGUCGCCAUUGCACCCGUGUUUUGGAUUCAUAUAGGAUAUUCUAAACUUCUGCGAGAACAUGAACGGAUACACGGGAGUCAUUUCGUUUUGUUCGUGAGUCCAGUGUAGAUUGGGGGUAGGGAAGCGCAACCCCGUUUUUGACCCUAUCAUCGCCACGGCUUCAGGACCGGGGACCGGGAGUGCUGGUUUAUUGUUUUGUUUUUGUUGCCGUCGCUUUUUGACGUUGUUCUCGCCACUCUCGUUUGCCUGCUGAAUGAAGACUCCUUUCUGACGUGCAGUUAUGGAAACAGGAAUCUACUAUUCUCACUGUUGAAAUGACUGUUGCUAUUGUAGUCAAUUUCUCACAGAUUCAUUCAUUUAGCGCUUAGUGCUUCGAGGAUUUGAGAGGAGAUGGAGAGCGUGGAGAGGGAGUGCGGUGCUCUGGGUGGAUUAUUCCAGGCUGUUGUAAACGACAUGAAGAACUCUUAUCCUGUGUGGGAAGACUUCACUGCCAAAGCCACUAAGCUCCACUCCCAGCUGAGGACCACUGUGCUGGCUGCAGCUGCCUUCCUUGAUGCCUUUCAGAAAGUUGCAGACAUGGCCACAAAUGCAAGAGGUGCUACCCGGGACAUCGGCUCGGCCCUGACGAGGAUGUGCAUGCGUCACCGUAGCAUUGAGGCCAAGCUGCGGCACUUCACCAAUGCUCUUAUGGAGAAGCUCAUCGGACCUCUGCAGGACAGGAUUGAGGAGUGGAAGAAGACUGCCGCCCUGCUGGACAAAGACCAUGCCAAAGAGUACAAGCGAUCCAGGCAGGAAAUUAAGAAGAAAUCCUCAGACACCUUGAAGCUGCAGAAGAAAGCCAGAAAAGGAAGGGGAGGUCUGCAGCCCCAGCUCAACAGUGCUAUGCAGGACGUGAGUGACAUGUACCUGCUGAUGGAGGAGACGGAGAAGCAGGCGGUGCGGCGGGCCCUCCUGGAGGAGAGGGGGCGCUACUGCAACUUCAUCAGCAUGCUGCUGCCUAUGGUGAACGGAGAGAUCGCCAUGUUGGGAGAGGUCACGCAUCUGCAGGCCAUUAUUGAUGACCUCACAGUCCUGACCACCGAUCCACACAAACUGCCCGCUACAAGUGAACAGGUGAUCGUGGACCUGAAGGGCUCUGACUAUAACUGGUCCUACCAGACCCCCCCGUCCUCCCCCAGCAGCCUGGGCUCCAGGAAGAGCAGCCUGUGCAGUUUGGUCCACCUGCCACCGGGGAGCGCCCAUCGCCUCAGCAGUGUGUCAUCUCAUGACUCCGGCUUCAUCUCCCAGGAUGCCAACACCCACUCCAAGCCUCCCUCCCCCAUGCCCUCUGACAUCACCAGCCAGAAGUCCUCCAGCUCUGCCUCGUCUGAGGCUUCUGAAGUGUGUCAGUCUGUCAGUGAGUGCAACUCCCCCACUGCGUUGGGCUCAUCCUUUGCUACCUUCCGCCCUGUUCACUCACUCACUGGCUCCAUGAGGCCUCUCUCUUUCAUACUUCCUGUGUCCCCUCAUAACUAUUCCCCCGGAUCAAACACCCCCUCACCCACAUCAAAGGUUCCUUGCUGGAAGGACUGGGCCAAGUCUAACUCCUAUGAGCUGUCCAAUGCCUAUGAGCCUCGCGUGGCCUCUCAGGCUCGGAGGAAUGACCCUAUCGAGAGACUCCGGGAGGCGGAGAGCCCGUACAUGAGCAGAGGGAAUGCUGGGAUGCACCCGGAGGACCCUCAAAGGGCCAGGAUGAGCCCUGUUACCGUGGCACCCAAGCACAUGAAGCCCAUGUGUGCGGCUGCUAGUGAGCUGGCCAUGGUGUUGACCCGCGGCUUGACUGUGGAACAGCAGAAGAGCAGCCGUGACUCUCUACAGUACUCCAGUGGCUACAGCACUCAGAACACCACGCCGUCCUGCUCAGAGGAUACCAUCCCAUCACAUGCUUCAGACUAUGACAGCUACUCCAUGAAUGGUGACGGUGAUGUCGACCCUCAGUCGGACUUCGACAGGUCCUGCACUGUUCCUCGCCAUAGCAACCUGGCUCAGAACUACCGGCGUAUGAUCCAGACCAAGAGGCCCGCCAGCACGGCCGGACUGCCCGCGGGCAUGGGCACCAAAGUAGGCACCCCGCCCCAUGGCGCGGCCCCCCACAGCGCCUACUCCCACCCCCAUGGCGCGGCCCCCCACAGCGCCUACUCCCACCCUCACAGCCCGUCUGAGACCAACGGGUCCGGGGCGGUCAGCGUUAGUGGGAUGGUCGUCUCCUCAGGGACGGCCACCAUUCGGCGAACCCCGUCGUCUAAAGGAGGGGUGAGGCGCACCCCGUCCAACGUGGGCCCCAUUCCCAUCCGCCCCCCGAUGGUGCCGGUCAAGUCCCCCACCUCCCCAGGGUUCCCCCCGCCGCCCCCGGAGACCAACGGCAGCCAGGAGAGCCUGUACGUGGACGACCUCCCGCCGGGAGCCCUGGACUACAUGAAGGCCUCGCCCAAGCGCCUCAGCCUGCCCACCCAGCCGUGGAGCGCCGCCGGCGGGUACGACCCCACCCUGUACCCCCCGCAGCCCUCCGGCCUGGAGCUCCAGCAGCAGCAGCAGCAGCAGCAGCACGAGGAGAUGCUGCUGGCCGCUAACCGCCACACGCUGGUGGAGCAGAUCGGAGAGCUGGUGGCCAGCGCCCACGCCCUGGGAGAGGGGCAGUUCCCCUUCCCCUCCCCGACAGAGGGGGCAGCAGCGAGCCACAGCCAGUUCCAGUUCCAGAGCCAGGGCCAGUGGCAGAGCCAGAGCCAGUUACAGAGCCAGAGCCAGAGCCCCAGGGAGAAGAUGCCGGUCCCAGAGGGGGAGGACAUGCUGAAGACCAUCCGCAGGGGCGUCCGGCUGCGGAAGUCUGUGUGCGAUGACCGCUCGGCCCCACGGGUCAUGCCCUAGAUGUGCAGCCGUGCAGGAGCUGAUGCCUUUGGCUCCUGACCACAAGAGAAGGCUGAAGAGAGGCUGCCUCUGGCUGACAUGUGGCCUGAGUGGUUCUAUAGGUUUUUAUUCAGGGCACCUCAGCACUUACUGAACUGAUAGAGAUAAACUGAGUAGUGUGAGAGGAUUUCCAUCUGAUCCUCAACGCCUUGACAGGAGCUGAUACAUGUAGCUAAAACCCUGCAUACCCACAAUGGUCCACUUGCAGCAGAGAUGCUAUCUUUUCCCUAGUGGAAUGCUUUUAGAAAUAUUAUUAUGAAGAGUUAGCUAUAAUUAACAAGAGUAACUGCAAACAGCUUAAUUAAACUGAUGGAUUAAAUAACCACUGAAUGACCGCGGUCACUGUAAUCCCACGCAUAUGGUGUAUAUAUAUGGACUUGAGUGGACAGAGAUGUACCAGUGGAAUGUUCUCUAGUUGAGUCAGGUUGCCAGGGACUUUUAUUUUGGCACAGGGCAAGAGUCGACUGCUGAAGGUGGACACUGCCAGUAAAGUUUUGAUGUCAUUGCUUUUCCAUGAGGAUAUGAUGUCAGAGACUUUAUGAUGUCAUGAAUCCCUUGCCUGUGGAACUGUGCACAUGUGACACGUCGGGAUUCACAGGUAUAUCACACAUGACGACUGCUGACGACCACAUUACACUAAAACACUACAACAAAAACAAAAAGAAAAAAAAAAAAAAACACCAACAUAACGCCAAAGCAUUUUGUUCUUUAACCUUUAGCUACAUUAAGCACAAAAUGGCUGCCACCACAGCACUCACUGAAGCUUCCCUCAGUAGAACGGGCCCUGGAGGUGGGCCUCAUAACUUAACACUGCCAAAUGAGCGGCUGGAUGUCUUAUAUUCCCUUUACAGUACGUACUGUCUUUCAUGUAGUCCUUUUGAGAAGAGUAUAAAUGUUUUUUGUUUGUUUCUUUUUCUACUGUGUAGUGUAUGUCAUGUUUUGGUCUCAUAUUGUUGGUAGUGGUAGUGGAGCUGGGAGAGAGAGGAGGAAGUGGAUGGGACAGGUUUCCCAUUGGCUAAUGUGCUCCAAGUUACUUACCCACGUACAUGGACUCCAUGGUGAGGACCAGAACUCAUGGUAAACCAGGAGCUGUUGAAAAAAUGAAAAUGCAUGUCAAAUAAAAUAACAAGCCAUACUGUAGUGUUUCUUGGUUGUGUUUUUCUUGCUUGUUGAGCAAUGUAACAAUUAUAUUUCUAAUUUCA